AUGGUCGUGGUAGUAGAAAUAAUCGAUGAUACACCUAAAGAAAAAUUAUUCCUAGGAGGUUGGAGAAACACUAUUACAGGAAUAUCAUAUUAUAAUGCUUUUACGCAAACAUCUGCAGAUGGUAAGGAUGUUAAAAAUAAGUGCAAUUGUUUCGUACAAACGACGGAUCCCGUGAAUGUAUCUACGUGUACGUAUCGCGACAAGUCUAUUCGAACGAGCUACGUGCCUGACUUAGAAGACAGAUUUAUUCGAGUCCGUGAUAUUUUUAAUACGGCCACAAAAUUAAUAGGAUCGACAAAUUUGUCGGAGGAAGCUAGUGCAAUAAAAAUACAGAGAUUUUACAGGGCUUAUCGUGCGAGAUACGCUAGUACAAGUUCCUCUCAAAAUUUCAUUCAAGAAAGAAACGAUUUUGGAGAAGACUCAAGGCGUCCACUCGAGAAGAUAGAUCUUGAGAGGUUAGAUGGUCUGCAGCCGGAAACGAAAUCCGAUUUCGAUCGGCUCUACAACGCUUUGGACCAAUGGCGUAUUUUGGAGAUCGAACGAGUGACCGGUAAGCUUUUCCGCCCGUCGAAGAUCGCCGUUUGUAGUCUCAUCCUAUCGAGAGAAGUAGAACUCCUUCGUAAGAUAGACGCGAUGAAGAGUGCGGCGAAGCUGAAGUUAAAGGAACGACGUAGACGUAACUUCCUCGAGGAGCUUUCGAAACCUGUCCUUUGGAGGAUUAAUCAAGGAGAAUCGAUCUUAGUAGACACACCGAUCGUUCAAAGGUCUCGACAAUUUCGUAAUCUCUACGACAUGCUUUGCACGAAAAACGAUUUUACGAAUUCAAAGCGUAUGGAACUAUUGAUCGGGAUUAAAAAGGAAGCCGAGCCUCAUACCUGCAUUUAUUCCGACGAAUUGAUUUAUCUUAUAAAUCAAGAGAUCGAUCUUUUAUCCCUUAGGAUCGACGUGUCCAAAUUGAAUUGCCUGAGAGAUCGUAUCGCAAUCGCUUUUAUAUUGUUCGCCAAUAAUUCAUUGAAAAAUCAUCAAAUAAGUGUUAUCGAUAAUGUUAUAGAUCGUAAUACAAAAAGAUUUUGUAAAUCCUGCGGUAGAAUUUUAUCAUCGAUAAAAUAUCAUCGUCAUCAUCGAUUUCGUAGUUUCUCGUCGUGCGUUUAUUGCAUCGGUUUACGUCCUGGUAGGACUCCAAGGAUCGUCUACGAGCCGUAUCGACGAAUGCUGAAAGAGGUCAGGCGUCUAGAGACGAGUAACCGUUGUCACACGGGCUUUGCUUUCGUUAUACCUCCCAAGGUCGUUUAUCGUCUGGUAAACGGCAUCUGGCACGGAAAAUCCGCUAUUUCCGAGUGCGACCAGCUCGAUCGAUUGUGUCUUUUACGUUUUCGUAAUGACGUAGAAUGGUCACCCUGGAAUACUUUACUCUUGACCAAAGAGGAAGCUCUCAAACAUCGGAGGAUAAGAAAUCUUCAAGAUUUUUACGAUGCCGAGCUUCUUCGAAAGUUUCAUAUGAAAAAUUUGCAAGCCAAACUUACCUUUCGAUAUUUAUUAGAAAUCAAAGGAAAUAUCGAUUUUUAAUUUACCAUAUUCGUAAUUCUUAAUAUUAAUGAAGGAUAAAAACAUACAUAAUAUAAAAUGUUAAUUUGAUUUUCACGUGCGAACGACACGAUAAGACGUAAGAAAAAGAUAUCGCAAUUUUAUUCUUUUGCGAUUUAUGAUAUUGAUAAUAGAUAAAAAUAAAGCGAAGAUUAAUGAAGAAGAAAAAACAAAAGAAAGAAAAAAUAUGGAUGAUAUAAAAUGUAAGUUUGACUUAAAUUUUUCUCGUGCGAACAUACGAUAAGAAAAAGAAAAAGAAGAAGAAGAAAAAGAAGAAGAAAAGAAGAAGAAAAAGAAAUGAAAGAAGAAGAAGAAGAAGAAGAAGAAGAAGACGAAGCGGAUGGACGUCGAGCGCGUAUUAAAUUCUAAAAGUUAUCGUUGUUCUGCUUCUUUCGUUGAGCCUGUCUUCGUGCUUUCGUGAAAAG
Messenger RNA from Vespa crabro (European hornet), 2009 nucleotides. RefSeq names its product IQ and ubiquitin-like domain-containing protein. Gene Ontology annotation, molecular function: protein binding. Gene Ontology annotation, biological process: cilium assembly. The transcript has 2 exons. Lineage: Eukaryota; Metazoa; Arthropoda; Insecta; Hymenoptera; Vespidae. Gene Ontology annotation, cellular component: acrosomal vesicle; motile cilium. The record is from RefSeq and is a predicted model, not a curated record. Bases 1 to 1566 code for a protein of 521 amino acids.